UCGUCAAUAUGAUAAGCAUUAUAUAUUCAACACAAGGUGGUUGGGGAGAUAAGGUUAGGCUUCAGCUUCACAGCAGCAUUUUCCACCAGGAAAUGCCAUCGAUAGAUAGAGUUGAGAGCCUACAGGGCGAAAGGAAUGUUAGAAGAAUAGAAGCUCUCGGUCAAACAGGUUCAUCCAACUCUGCUAACAUAUCAAAAAAUCCCAAAGCUGUGGCAUCAAAGUUUUCAACGGCUGAAAUGCCAGAGGCUCCAACGGCUCCCACCUACAAUGAAAAGAUGUUAGCAAACUAUGUGCCGGUCUAUGUAAUGCUCGCAUUGGGAGUUGUUUCGAAUGAUAAUGCCUUUGAAGAUAAGACUGGGAUGGAAAAACAGCUCAAGGAGCUGAGAAUAGCAGGCGUUGAUGGGGUAAUGGUAGAUGUCUGGUGGGGGAUUGUGGAAUCAAAGGGCCCUAAACAGUACGAUUGGAGUGCUUACAGGAGCUUGUUCGCACUUGUUCAAGAAUGCGGAUUAAAACUACAAGCCAUAAUGUCAUUCCAUCAAUGUGGUGGCAAUGUAGGAGAUGAAGUUACCAUCCCACUUCCCCAGUGGGUACUUGAAAUCGGAGAAACAGACCCUGACAUCUUCUAUACCAAUAGGAAAGGUAACAGAAACAAGGAGUACUUAACUAUUGGAGUGGAUAUUCAGCCUCUUUUUGAUGGAAGAACUGCUGUCCAGAUGUACAGAGACUACAUGAAGAGCUUCAGGGAGCACAUGUCAGAUUUUCUAGAAGCAGGACUCAUAGUAGACAUUGAAGUAGGCCUUGGUCCUGCGGGGGAGCUAAGAUAUCCCUCUUAUCCAGAAAGUCAAGGAUGGGUUUUCCCUGGUAUUGGAGAAUUUCAGUGUUAUGACAAGUACCUCAAAGCAGAAUUUAAAGAGGCAGCAACAAAUGCAGGCCAUCCUGAAUGGGAAUUGCCUGAUAACGCAGGGGUAUACAAUGACACACCUGGAUCCACAGAGUUCUUUGGAUUGAAUGGGACAUAUCUUACUGAGAAUGGGAAGUUUUUCUUGACCUGGUAUUCCAGCAAGUUGCUCAACCAUGGUGAUGAGAUCCUUGAUGAAGCUAAUAAAGCUUUCUUGGGCUGUAAAGUGAAGUUAGCAGCAAAAGUAGCUGGGAUACACUGGUGGUAUAAAUCUGAUAGUCAUGCUGCAGAACUUACUUCAGGAUAUUACAAUUUGAAAGAUAGAGAUGGAUAUCGACCCAUUGCAAGGAUGCUGUCAAGACAUUACGCUAUAUUCAAUUUUACAUGUCUCGAGAUGAGGAACUCAGAACAAAGAGCUGAUGCCAAAUGUGGGCCUCAGGAACUUGUUCAACAGGUUCUGAGUGGGGGUUGGAGAGAGCACCUUGAAGUUGCAGGAGAGAAUGCAUUAUCAAGGUAUGACAGUAAAGGGUAUAAUCAGAUCCUGUUAAACGCCAGGCCAAAUGGUAUCAACAGAGAGGGUCUGCCAAAGCUGAUGCUGUAUGGGGUCACAUAUCUCCGUUUAUCAGAUGAUCUAUUGAAAGAAAGGAACUUCAACAUAUUUAAGACGUUUGUGAAGAAAAUGCACGCUGAUCAAGAUUACUGUCCAGACCUCGGAAUAUACAAUCACCAAAUAGAUCCAUUGAAGCGGUCGAAGCCAAAGUUUCUGAUGGAGGAUCUUCUGGAAGCAACCAAGCCAAUGGAGCCAUUCCCUUGGGGUAAGCAGACAGACAUGAAGAUUGAUGGUUUUGAUGAUGUGCUUACUACUUUUAUCAGAAAGUUGUUUUCCAUGUUCAAGUGAGACCUGGGUUUCAUGGGGAGAAAACAUAAAUAGCUAAA
Theobroma umbraticum is the source of this 1834-nucleotide messenger RNA. RefSeq names its product beta-amylase-like. Gene Ontology annotation, biological process: polysaccharide catabolic process. Lineage: Eukaryota; Viridiplantae; Streptophyta; Magnoliopsida; Malvales; Malvaceae. The record is from RefSeq and is a predicted model, not a curated record. Gene Ontology annotation, molecular function: beta-amylase activity.